Theobroma cacao (cacao) is the source of this 1601-nucleotide messenger RNA. RefSeq names its product putative membrane protein At4g09580. Gene Ontology annotation, cellular component: endoplasmic reticulum. The record is from RefSeq and is a predicted model, not a curated record. Lineage: Eukaryota; Viridiplantae; Streptophyta; Magnoliopsida; Malvales; Malvaceae. Gene Ontology annotation, biological process: autophagosome assembly.
CAGGAAAGAAACGGAAAUGAAAACCCAAAAAAACAAAUAAAAAAAAUUAAAAUUAAAACAUUUCCAGCUCUCUCUUCUCUUCCUCUUCAUUAAAAGAUCCAGACGCAUUGCUUUAACACAUUCAAUUUCAAUUUCUUCAAAAUUAGGGUUCUUAAAACCCCCCCUUUCCAAAGCUUCCAAUCCCUCAUAAAAUGGCAUUACAAUGAUUCUCUAAUUGAUUCCACAAAUUUUCCUUAUAAAUUUUUAUUUUUAUUUUUAUUUUUUUGGGGAUCCCAAGAAGGUCCCAACAGCUUUGUCUGUCUUUUUGCCGAUUCGUCCGUGUCGGUGUUGUGAAAAUGGCGGCGCCGAGGAAUGUGUUGAGGGACGAAGAGAGUGCUGCUGUGGCAUUGUUGAACAACAGCAGCAAGGAAGACGACGAUUCCCCGUCUGGGAAAAGGUUAAAAUCGGAAAGGUUUCCGGUUUCGAGAUGGGAAUUGGCUGCCUUUUUUGGGGUUUUCUUGAUCUUUUCUGCCGGUUUGUUCUGCAUCUACCUUACCAUGCCCGCCACCGAGUACGGGAAACUCAAGAUCCCACGUUCCAUCUCUGACCUUCGCUUGCUCAAAGAUAAUAUUGCAACAUAUGCAAAGGAUUACCCAACACAGUUCAUUUUGGGUUACUGCUCAACUUAUAUCUUCAUGCAAACCUUUAUGAUUCCUGGAACAAUUUUCAUGUCUUUGCUAGCUGGAGCUCUUUUUGGUGUUAGGGGCCUUUUCUUGGUCGUCUUUAAUGCCACAGCUGGAGCAUGCUCCUGCUUUUUUCUGUCUAAGCUGAUUGGCAGGCCCUUGGUUAGUUGGUUGUGGCCUGAUAAAUUAAGAUUUUUUCAAGCAGAGAUUGCAAAACGCAGGGACAAGUUGCUCAAUUACAUGCUCUUUCUGAGAAUUACUCCUACUUUGCCCAACCUAUUUAUCAAUUUGGCUUCACCAAUAGUUGACAUACCGUUUCAUGUGUUCUUUUUGGCAACCUUUAUUGGCCUAAUCCCAGCCUCCUAUAUAACUGUCAAAGCUGGCCUUGCUCUUGGGGAUCUCAGGUCUGUAAAGGAUCUCUAUGAUUUUAAGACAUUGUCUGUGCUUUUCCUUAUCGGAUCAGUCUCCAUAUUUCCAACCCUUCUGAAGAGAAAGAGAAUAUAUGAAUAAGGUUAUGUUGGUAAAGUUUGCAGCAUCCUCCUGACAAUGAGGAUUAAGAAUAGAUAUAUUGACAAUUUCAAUAUUUAGGAUCCAAGAAAGAAUAGAGCCAUAGAUCCUUAUCUCUGCAGCUGAAUAUUGAAGAUCUAGCAUUCAUCUUGUGGUACACAGGGGGCCAGUGUUGACACAAAUGAUGAAAACACAAGAAAUUCCUUUUGGCAAUUUUCUGUUUAAUGUUAGCUAGCUCAAUCAUCUCCCAAUUGGAUUAUUUACAAACAUUUGGGAGAGUCAUACGUUCUCUAGACGUGUUAUAGUCCAAUUACUCUCUUGACAGUUUUACAGACAGCACUACAUGAUAAAAGAUCUUCCUGUAGAAUAUGUAAAAGCUGUACUAAUAUAGUAUAUUCAGUAAUAAUACUUUCAGUACUCUGUUUUCACUUU